AAGGCUGAGAGUGUUUUACCGCAGUAUCACUGUAUUUCUGCAUAUCUCACCCGCAUUCUGCGGCAGUCAGGUUAGUCUGGGGGGAGGGAAAUCCUACCGGCAGGUAACGGACUGAAUCUCACUAGCUCAUCCAUUUUUUUAGUUUUUCUCUCAUUCGAUUCUCGAAGCCACACAGCAAUAAUUUAAUAUUAUUUAUUAUACUCAUAACAAAGCCAUUUCGUUUAGAUUGACGGGCAGCCGAGCGCACACUUAUUCGCUUGGGACUCGCAUGUUCAGUUAAACGGCAGCAUUUACGUUUUCAUUGACACAGAUCAUUUGGCUUCUAUGUUACAUUUUUACGCAUUAACCCAGCGCCCAGGCUUUAGAACAGUACGUUGCUAAAUAAGGGAAAUUGAAGAAGAGUGAACGCGCGGCAGAAAGGGAAAAAAAAACGUCAAGCGAAAAUGGCAAAGGACGGUGAAAAGAAGACGUGCGGCCAGGUGAUGGACGAGUGGAAGGAAUUCCUCUGGAACCCGCGGACGCACGAGUUUCUGGGCAGGACGGCGAGCAGCUGGGGUCUGAUUCUGCUGUUCUAUCUGAUCUUCUACAUCUUCCUGGCUGGCAUGUUCGUCCUCACCAUGUAUGUGAUGCUACUGACUCUGGAUGAGUACAAUCCAACAUACCAGGAUAGGCUGGCCACUCCAGGAAUGAUGAUUCGACCCAAGCUGGAGUCCCUGGAGAUCAUCUACAACAUUGAAAAUACAGAGAGCUGGGACAAAUAUGUCCAGGCUCUGGAUACCUUCCUCACACCCUACAACAACUCUCAGCAAGUCAUGAACAACAAGGAGUGCACCCCAGACAGAUACUUUGUGCAGGAGGACAGUGGCGAGAUCAGAAACAACCCCAAGCGCUCCUGCCAGUUCAACCGCACCAUGCUGGAGGAGUGCUCGGGCAUCAUUGACCGCGACUACGGCUACCGGGCUGGCAAGCCCUGCAUCCUUAUCAAGCUCAACCGGGUCAUCGGGAUGUUGCCAGGAAAGGAUGGCAAGUCACCAUACGUCACCUGCGGGGCCAAGAAAGAAGACGCUGCAAACAUGGGGACGCUGGUGUACUACCCUCCCAACGCCACCUUCAACCUCAUGUACUUCCCUUACUACGGAAAACGAGCCCAGGUGAACUACACUCAGCCCUUGGUUGCGGUGAAGUUCAUGAACGCCACCUACAACACCGACAUUAACGUCGAGUGCAAGAUCAACUCCAACACCAUCGCCGAGCCCCAAAGCGACAGAGACAAGUUCGCCGGACGCGUCUCCUUCAAACUGAGGAUCAACGAGGCUAAAAACUAACAUCCUGCCCCCCACCUCUCCCCCGACCCCCAGCCCACCCAAACACACACCGAUCCCCUGCCCACCCCCCCACGGCACUCCACCUUCUCUCACAAGCAAAUACACACAGCAAUGCACAUACCCAUAACCUAUACCCCAGUAUUAGCACCUACCCUGGCAAGCUGGCACACUUUAUAGUCAUGGCUGUACUUUCUCAGUUUUCUCAUCGUCAUUCAGAGUCAAUGUGUGAUUGGGCGGCACUGAGUAUAGUUUCAAUGUUCUGAAUUGUCCACCCUCCAUCCCUCCCUUACCUGGACUCCAUUAAUCAAUGGCUCUAUCCUCUGUCACACCCAUGUCACCACCAGUCAUGGACAGAGAUGCUGGUGGCCUCUGCCACCAUUGGGCAGUGAGUAAAAUCCUCCCCCUCCCCUCAGCCCCAGAUUCCUGAGUGGUAUAUUCCAAAAUCUAUGCCACACUCCAAACCUCCCUUCACCCCAGAGUCCCGCCUGAAGCACUAUUUGGCAGCAGCUGCACCUUGCAGUGACUGAACAUGCUAAACCUUUACAGAAUGUGCUAGGGCAGUGAGUGAUGUCCCCUUUAAAGAGGGUGGCAGUUCUGAGUACAUGUUGAGGUGUGUUUCUGUGUGCAGCCUUCAGGACUUUGGUCUUAGGUAACCGUUUUCUACAGCAGUUUGACAUAGUUUAUUUAUAUGCAUGACUGGCAAGGGAAUAUAUAACAUUUGUGUGUGUACAUAUGUAGCUUCAUAUAUGUUAUAUAUAUAGCUAUAUAUGAACAAACUUACAAUUUUAACGUUUCAAUGGAGUGAUUGGCAAAGACUUGCAUAAACAGGUUGCUUUUGCUUCCUCGUUGCUACUUUAGCGCUUGCUAUAUGUGCUAUCAGAGAUACAGUACACAUACUGGCUUUUAACUCCUUUGUUAAUAGCCCUGUAGCCUGCAGCCAGAUUCUGCCCUUUUGUGCUAUAUGGUUGAAUCAAAACAGCUUUUCCCUUGCGGUCAAGCAGCUCUGGCCACACCCUGAAGAGUG
Megalops cyprinoides (Indo-Pacific tarpon) is the source of this 2349-nucleotide messenger RNA. It is a transcript of the gene atp1b2a, whose product is annotated as ATPase Na+/K+ transporting subunit beta 2a. Gene Ontology annotation, molecular function: ATPase activator activity. The record is from RefSeq and is a predicted model, not a curated record. NCBI's taxonomy places the organism in Eukaryota, Metazoa, Chordata, Actinopteri, Elopiformes, Megalopidae. Gene Ontology annotation, cellular component: sodium:potassium-exchanging ATPase complex. The coding region runs from base 444 to 1325 and encodes 293 amino acids. Gene Ontology annotation, biological process: potassium ion import across plasma membrane; sodium ion export across plasma membrane; intracellular potassium ion homeostasis. The transcript is spliced from 7 exons.